Messenger RNA from Peromyscus californicus insignis, 2656 nucleotides. Its product is annotated as serine/arginine-rich splicing factor 10-like. The transcript has a single exon. Bases 101 to 652 code for a protein of 183 amino acids. The record is from RefSeq and is a predicted model, not a curated record. Gene Ontology annotation, molecular function: RNA binding. Lineage: Eukaryota; Metazoa; Chordata; Mammalia; Rodentia; Cricetidae.
UGGCUCUGGGAGAGUGUGUGAGUGGAUGUGAGCCGCCGCCGGAGCCGCGGACGGUUUGCCGAGCCCGUUAGUGCCGCUGGCCCAGCCUCCCGCCGCCGUCAUGUCCCGCUACCUGCGACCCCCCAACACGUCUCUGUUCGUCAGGAACGUGGCCGACGACACCAGGUCGGAAGAUUUACGUCGGGAAUUUGGUCGUUAUGGUCCAAUAGUAGAUGUUUAUGUUCCACUUGAUUUCUACACUCGACGGCCAAGAGGAUUUGCAUAUGUUCAAUUUGAGGAUGUUCGUGAUGCUGAAGAUGCUUUACAUAAUUUGGACAGAAAAUGGAUUUGUGGACGUCAAAUUGAAAUACAGUUUGCACAAGGGGAUCGCAAGACACCAAAUCAAAUGAAAGCCAAGGAAGGGAGGAAUGUAUACAGCUCUUCACGAUAUGAUGAUUAUGAUCGAUAUAGACGUUCUCGAAGCCGAAGUUAUGAAAGGAGGAGAUCAAGGAGUCGCUCUUUUGAUUACAACUAUAGGAGAUCUUACAGUCCUAGAAACAGUAGACCGACUGGAAGACCACGGCGUAGCCGAAGCCAUUCCGACAAUGAUAGACCAAACUGCAGCUGGAAUACCCAGUACAGUUCUGCUUACUACACUUCAAGAAAGAUCUGAAAGCGGAAAAAAGAACCAAAGAAGGGCAGUUCAAGCGACCAAAGGGUGGGUGGAAGGUGCUGCAGUAUGAAUACUGUACGAAUAUUUUGACUCUGGUCUGAAAAGAUAAAAGAAUUAUCGAAAACUACAUGGAAUAAUUGAAGUCCCUUCAAGUUUGAAAGUAAGCAUUUUAGGACAAAUAAAAGGAAAUUCAACUUUGUACUUGUGGAAACUAAUCCCUAAAUAUGAACAGGUAUAUUGACUCAUGGGUGGCAGAUCCAUGAUAAGUUAUUGGAAACUAGGAUGUCUGAAUAUCAAGGAAGACAGCCAUAGUCUCUAACAGUGCCUCUCUUGGUCUGUCUCAAACUAAAUUGGAUGGUAAAGGUAUGGUCCAAUAUAAAGUUUUUCUUGAUUAUCUCUUAAAAGUCAGUUCCACUUAUGCCAGUGUUGGCAGGUCUUGCCUUUGUUUAUUCCAGUGCCAGUAUUUUCUGCUUAACUGUUUGUUUUGUUGGCAUCUGAGUUUAUUUACUUGUAUACCAUGUGCAGUUUACAUCUAACCACUCCUUCCCAGGUUAAUUCCACUUAUACUUGACAUCCAACUAUGAGGGCCCAUCUCUUCCUCACCUCUUGACCAAACAGUAUGUUCAACAGACAUUUAUUGAAUGAACCUUUACUGUGGGCAAAACAUUAUACUGGAUAAUUGGAGAAUAGUUACUUACUUAGUAAGUACCUACUGAGCACAAUCUAGUGAAUCAUUACAGUAUGGCUUGAGGUGUAUUGCGAUAUUUCAUACCAUUCAUAUACUAAUGUAAUUACAAAACAAUACACUAUCAGAGAUAAGUAAUUUUAUGGUUGUCUGCCAUUUAAAAUUAUCUAGUGUUUGUAUCCCAUGACUACAAAUAAUGAAGAAAACCUGUGAUAAGCAGAUUUAUUGUGCAGUGAUUAAUAUACUAGACUAAUACUAAAUUGUUAACUUCUGGCUCAGUCAAACAAAUAGAUAAUCCCCCAAAUAACAAGCAUUUAACUUUGCAUUAAAACAGACCCUGGGUGCUAUAAUUAGAUUAUUUUGAGGCAGACAGCUGUUACCCCAAUGGACUUAGUAUAUUCUGUAUUGGAAAAAAAAAUGUUUACCAGGUUAGACUUUUUAGUGAUCUACUUGUACAUUUUAUAGGGGACAUAUUCUGUGUAUAGUUAAUAACUUUAUAGUGUCGCAAAAUGUUUUAGAUUCCUUGGUUCCUUGUUAGGAUAUUAACUUGUUUAUCAUAACAUUGAUUCCAUCACAGUUGAAUUUUUGUUGUAUUUUUGCCACAUAUUUAAAACAAUGUCAAAUUCUGAAAUCUGGAAACAGUGUAAAGCCUUUAUAACAAUUUAUAAAAUGUAGUAGGAUUACACAUAAAUGAAGGGAGGUAAAAAUGAAGGUUAUUUUAUCUAUGUUAAAAACAAACUUUUUUCAGCCUGCCCAAACUUAAAAAGGCAGCAGGUACCAGGUGAGAAUUUUAAAUUUUGGCUUCAUUUUUGUUGCUGUUUUUAUUUUGAAUCAAGUUGGAAAUGCUUUUAUAGUUUUAUUUUCAAGGACACAAUAAAAACUGAUAAAAACUGAAUUUAGCGUUUAUUUCAAGAUUAUAAAUGACUAAAUGUAUUUUAUACCAUUACAAAAUCAUUAGCAUUGGAUUGGUUUUAAAGAUAGAGUUUCUGUGUAUUUAACAAUUAUCUGUGCAGUUCAUGGGUGUUUUGUUCUCUAUUCCCCCUCUCCAUUUCCUUUCAAAUUGAGCUUAAGGGAGAGAAAUUGUGUGUUCUCGUGAGGAUUUUGUUUUGUUAAUUGUACUAUUUUGAGUUUUAAGAGUUUCAUUUGCGGGAAUAUAACCUUGUUCAUUUAUAAGUACAGUAAUAGUACUUGACAGCUCUUAAGUUUUAAGUGUGGUAAAAUAGAAAGGGCCCCUGUGGUUUGGGUAGCUUAGAGUAAAUUGUUUUAGUCUGUCUACUGUGGUUUCCAUGUAUAUUAAAGGCUGUCAAUAUUACUAAGCA